Molecule: messenger RNA, 615 nt
Organism: Nicotiana tabacum (common tobacco)
Lineage: Eukaryota; Viridiplantae; Streptophyta; Magnoliopsida; Solanales; Solanaceae
Source: RefSeq, a predicted model, not a curated record
CAACAUUUCAAGCAAAUUAACUAAAUCCUGUUUAAUUUCCCAAUGGCUUUCAACUGGGUUUUUAAUGUUGCACAUACAAUUGUUGUUGGAAACCCAGUUGAAGCCAACAAAUUACCACAGAACAAGAGCAUCACUGUUUCAAACGGAAAACAGGAACAAGAGAUAGAGAAGAGUGCUGUAAUGGGGUUCCAAAUGCCACUUCAUUAUCCAAGAUACACAAAAUCUGAUUACCAGAAUAUGGAGGAAUGGAAACUCGACGCACUUCUCAGAGAAUAUGGACUUGUUUUUCAGGGGACAGUUGACGACAAGAGGAAAUUUGCCAUGGGAGCAUUUCUGUGGCCUGAUCAACUUUAACUUAUAUACUUGUCCGAAUUGAGAGAGCUCAAGAAAACAAACGUACGUGCUAAUUAGAAUCUUCUGUGUUUUCCUCAUAAUAGCCGAAUACUCAAAUGUAUUUGAGAUUAAAGCAUAGUUGUUACUUACUAUAUUGUUCGGACGUCUGAAAUUGUUGCGUCCGAUCCGUGCCAUAUAUAGGUUUAUUCUGUUUUCGAAAAGCCUUGUUCAGAGGCGGGGCCAUGAUUUGAAGCUUAUGAAUUCAAGAUUUUAGUUCUUUUA